AUGCGACUUUUUAGGUUUCUGACGCUGUGCACGGGCACAAUUCACGCACAAUUACAAGAGAAACCAGAAUUCGAAUUUGAAGUUCAUCAUCGAGGCGGCGAAAAUAAGAUCUACACCUGGAGGGAGGCCAAAAACUAUUGCCAAUCGAUAUACGAUGGUUGGCAAUUGGUGAUCGUGAACUCGCCCGUAAAGCAAGAAGCACUUGAGAAGGCCUUUCUCAAAGCCGGGGCACAGGACGAAGAUGCGCUCUGGAUCGGUUUCAUGAACGAAGACGGCUGGGGAGCCAACUCGGCCGAUCCCGCGUUGACCACCGAUCUGUACGGAAACCGCGCGGUUUACACCAACUAUGGCCCAGGAGAGCCAAACAACAAACGUGGCAGCCCGAAAGAUGAAAGAGGCGAAAACUGCGUCCGAAUGCGAUACAAGAAGAAAAAGUUCUUCUGGGAAGAUGCUCUUUGCGGUCGAGGAGAUACCAUCAAAUCGGGAAAGAACAAGAAAGCUUACAAAAACUCCUUUGCGUGUGAACCAAGACCUCUGAUGGAUCUUGGUCCUUGUGACAAACUGCCAGAAGAAGAAAUCCCACAAGACGACAAUUACCGCAUUUUUCCAGCGGAAAAGCUUGGCUACAACGAAGCAAGAGCGAAGUGCCAAGCGCUUGACGAAGAAGAAACCGACAAUUCGGGCAAGUGGGAUCUCGUCGUUUUCGAGCAAGAAGAAGAACUGCAGUACGUGAAGAUGUUGAUCAACUGCCUUCCAGAGUCGUUUUGGGUGGGGUACCGCGAGAAAGACGGACUAGCGCUGGAUGCGUUUGGCCGAAAGCCUCAAAUCGAAAUUCCUUGGUGGGUCAACAAGCCUUCCGGGGACCUCGACGACCCGAAUAAUCCUGGAGAGAACUGUGUCAGGAUGCAAAACGGAAAGUUCACGGAUGAAGAAUGCACCAACGCCAACACUGGCCAGAUGAGAGAAGGGCUAGGCGUUGGCUUUGUCUGCGAACGGCACACGCACAUUAUUUACGACGAGGAGCCGGCCAAAACAUGCGAAACCAACGAGCAUGGAAUUCUGCCGUUUCGAGUGCAAAAGGGUUGUCCCACCCCGAGCUACUGCACAGCUACGUCGGAGAUCGUCGACGCCUGGUCCGUCCAGAAAAGAGGAAAGGGAACUUCGUUCGGCCUGGCGCUGAAGGUUUCCAUUCCAAACCGGUUCAGAUGGGAAAACAAAGCAGUCGGCGGUUCGGAAGUGCUUUUGCACUCAAAGUUUUACACAAACCCAAGCAACGACGGGUUUGAUUUAGAUAAGAACUCGUUUCUCUUGCUUGUGGAGGGAUUGCCCCGACGAGUCCAUCCAACUGCGCUGGCUUUCAAAGGAAGAGUCAAAAGACAUGAGUGCUUUGAUCCGUCGAUGCAUGCUAGAUCUGGAUGGGGACGACCUGGAAAGCCAGCAUUUAGCUCUGACAUUCGCCAGUUUGCAAAGGAUAAGUACGGCAGCGAUGUAACUCUCGACAAUGUCCAGAGCUUUGGCAUUCGCAACGGCGCAUUGAAACGCGUCCGGGCAAAAUCGCUGAAGCAAAAGAAGGACACUCUUUUGUAA
Messenger RNA from Oikopleura dioica, 1587 nucleotides. NCBI's taxonomy places the organism in Eukaryota, Metazoa, Chordata, Appendicularia, Copelata, Oikopleuridae. The record is from the annotation of a GenBank genome assembly.